Molecule: messenger RNA, 1642 nt
Organism: Helianthus annuus (common sunflower)
Lineage: Eukaryota; Viridiplantae; Streptophyta; Magnoliopsida; Asterales; Asteraceae
Product: E2F transcription factor-like E2FF
Exons: 11
Coding region: 252-1382 (376 amino acids)
Biological process (GO): regulation of transcription by RNA polymerase II
Cellular component (GO): RNA polymerase II transcription regulator complex
Molecular function (GO): DNA-binding transcription factor activity, RNA polymerase II-specific; RNA polymerase II cis-regulatory region sequence-specific DNA binding
Source: RefSeq, a predicted model, not a curated record
AGUACUGAACCAGUAGGAUGUCUAAACCAUUAAGAGUCUCAUUAAGAGAUAAACAAACAACCGUAUUUUUAAUUCAAUGAUGUGUUUUUAAAAUUAAUAUUAAGUAAUGAAAAUUCAAAAUUAAAAGAAAGGCAACUAAACAACGUGCAUCGUCCCGGAUUCAAAAUCCCCGAUCCCGCCAUCGAUUGACCAAAACUACCACCAACUUCACAUCUUCUGUCAAUCGAGCUGACUUGUCCCAAUUUCCAUCUAUGGCGUCAAUUAAUGAUUCCGAAACCAAGAUCCCUUCGCUAUACAGCCGUAAAGAGAAAUCUCUCGGUGUCUUGUGCUCCAAUUUCUUGAGGUUGUACAAUAAAGAAGGUGUUGAAUCGAUUGGGCUAGAUAACGCUGCAAAUCAAUUAGGUGUUGAGAGGAGGCGAAUUUACGAUAUCGUCAACAUAUUAGAAAGUGUUGGGGUUUUGACUAGGAGAGCAAAGAAUCAGUAUACUUGGAAGGGGUUUAGUGCAAUUCCGCACGCGGUAGAAGAGCUUCGGAAACAGGCAUUUAAUGAAAACCCUAGAGUCUCUGGAUUCUGCAGCUUUGGAACUGUUGUAAAUGAGAACGAUUGUCGUGGCCCUUCUAAUUCCAACAGUUCAUACACUGACAAGUAUACUAAAUCGUCUGGAUCUUCUAAGAGUGAAAACAACAGGAAGGAGAAAUCACUUGGACUUCUGACACAAAAUUUCAUCAAGCUAUUCAUCUCUUCUAAUGCAGACUUAAUCUCCUUGGACACUGCUGCAACAGCACUGUUGGGCGAUGUGCACGACCCGACAGCCAUGAGAACAAAAGUUAGGCGUUUAUAUGACAUUGCAAACGUCUUUUCGUCCAUGAAUCUCCUUGAGAAGACACGCCACCCUGAAAGCGGGAAACCAUCAUUUAGAUGGUUGGGACCGAAAACUAAAUCCCAAACGUUAGAUACAAACAAAAGAAGAGCUUUUGGAACGGAUAUUACAAACCAUGAGGAUUUAAAAAGAAAACAUGUCGAUUCUUUGUCUGAUUGGAGCUCGAAAGAUGUGACUGUGGCAAUGCAUGGUAAUAUUGACUGUGUGAAGGUCGAAUAUAGUGAGAAUAAUACAACACAACAGCAGUCUUCAUGUAACUCGAAGGAAUUUGUGUUUGGCCCCUUCACACCCGCCAUCACACAAAGGGUAGGAAGUUCUGGAAACAAAAAGUUAAAGCAGGUUCAGGACUGGGAGAAUUUGGCUGAUACGUAUCGUCCUCAAUAUUGCAACAAAGCUCUAGGUGACAUUUUCGGGCACUAUGUGGAGGCAUGGAAAUCGUGGUAUGAUGAAGCAGAUGAAAAGAAAACGGGGCAUCGGUCUCCUGAAGAAGAUGAAGACUAGCGGUUAGUGAAUUUCCAUUGGGUGCAUAUGAUCUUAAUGCACCAGCUUAUGUGUAUUUUCAGGUGGUUGUAGUUACCAUAAUCUGGUAUGGUUAAGUUUGUAUCCCUGCUUCAUCGUUCGAGAAUUCUUUCUUGCCUUGUAAAUAAAGGCAUUUUGAAUUUCGUUACUAAAUUCUAAUACUGGUGAAAUCAUGUUACUACCAACUGUAAUUCUUUAAACCACAUUAAAAACAGUACAAUACCCCCGGUGGGGGCGAAGAA